GGAUACAAAACCAGACUGGAAACAAUAUUUUACUGCUCAUUUGUGGUGUUUCAGAAACGUGGUUAGUAUCAGACCAGGAGAUUUCACUUGCCAUGAUCAGACCACUUGAAAAAACAAAGGCACAUAAACUAGGGCAAAAAAACAAUUGAUUUAAAAACUGAACCCAUGGAUAUGAACACCACCAGCAAUGACACGUGUACCAACCUGUAUGACCAUCGCAGUUGGGCACACAUUUUCCUGCCUCUGGUGUACUCUCUGAUAUGUAUUGUGGGAUUUCUGGGCAAUGCCUUGGCUUUGCAUGUCAUUUGGCCUAACCUAAAGAAAAUGAACUCCACCACUCUCUACUCAGCCAACCUGGUGGUGUCGGACAUCUUGUUUUCACUUGCUUUGCCUUUGCGUGUGGUUUACUAUGCAAAAGGGUUCAAUUGGCAGAUGGGGGAAGGCCUAUGCAAGGCCACAUCUUUGCUGUUUUACAUCAACAUGUACGCCAGUGUCAACUUCAUGACAUGCUUAAGCAUAGACCGUUUCAUUGCUGUGGUACUACCGUUGCGCUUCUCGAGGUUCCGGAAAGUUCAGAACGUACGGUACAUUUGUGUGGCAGUAUGGGCAGUGGUGCUGAUGCAGACCCUGCCUUUGCUGUUUAUGCCAAUGAAAAACGAAGAGCAAAAUGGUCAAAUUACAUGUAUGGAGUAUCCCAACUUUGAGAAAAUAGUCAACUUGCCCAUCAUGCUCAUUGGUGCCGUGUUUCUUGGCUUCGGCAUUCCCUUGAUCACCAUACUGGUGUGCUAUUCUGCGCUUUGCUCCAAACUCCGUCUGCUGGCCAAGUCCAAUAAACUGAUGGAGAAGUCGGGUCGCAGUCGCAAAGUUACCGGUGUGAUUUGUGCCGUCAUUCUAGUGUUUAUGGUUUGCUACAGCCCGUAUCAUAUUGACCUUCUGCAGUACAUGAUCAGGAAGCUCCAGUACAAUCCAGAUUGUUCAGAACUGCACAACUUUCAGAUCUCUCUUCACAUCACUGUCUGCCUCAUGAACCUCAACUCGUGCCUGGACCCCUUCAUAUACUUUUUCGCCUGUAAGGGCUAUAAGAAGAAGAUACUCAAGCUGUUCAAGAAGCAAGUGAGCAUGUCCUUCUCAAGUGUGGUCAGGACCUUCCCUGAGGAAUCCUCCAAAGACGUGUUGGCAAACGACAAAAUCCAAAUAAGCUCCAGAAGCUACCAGAAAGAGAAUAGCAGUAUGCUACUGAAUGAAUAAGUGCAGCAAUGCUUUCUAACCACCUCUGUUGAUGUGUGGCUAACAAACAGAAUGCAAAGAAAUGCAGUUAGAUGACUGUAUGAGAUGUUCUGAAAACAACAAUGUAUAUUUCUUACCUCUGGAUUAUUUUAUAAACUUUCAAACUGAAGGUCUUUAGACCAUGGUUAACAUUAUAUUUACAUUGUCUUAAGUAGCUCGUUUGAUGCAUAGAAUGUGGUUUGUUGUUUUUAAUUGCUCUUUUGGAUAAUAAAAAUAGCUGCAAAAAUACAUUGCUCUUAAAACUGUUUUUAAAUACCAAGAAAAAGUACUGAGCCAUGCCAGUGGAUAGAUUAACAAGUGUGCCUCAAUUUUCCCUUCCAGUAUUGGUUCAGGAUAUUAAACCUGGUGA
Molecule: messenger RNA, 1636 nt
Organism: Xyrauchen texanus (razorback sucker)
Lineage: Eukaryota; Metazoa; Chordata; Actinopteri; Cypriniformes; Catostomidae
Product: G-protein coupled receptor 183-A-like
Exons: 2
Coding region: 166-1248 (360 amino acids)
Biological process (GO): G protein-coupled receptor signaling pathway
Cellular component (GO): membrane
Molecular function (GO): G protein-coupled receptor activity; oxysterol binding
Source: RefSeq, a predicted model, not a curated record